GUGAAUAUUUUAGUGAAGCAAACUAUUAUUCUAUUUAAUAUUAGAACAGUAGCCACCAUGUUUUCUCGAAGUAUUUCAUUCUUUCGAGGGUUCUUUGCUCGAACAUUUAUAGGUGGCAUGGGGUCAAAGGCUAAAAGACCUUAUCGAAUUGAUAUCCGAAUGGAGCAUGACAAAAAACGGCGGAUGAAGAGACGCAAUAUUGGUUGUCGUCGGAUGAUGAAGUCAUAAAGUAUGACAAAUUAGGGAAUAAUAAAUCAGACGGUCGCAGUGAAGAGAGUACAUAUAUUUAUGACUAUCGCUUGUUUUUAUCCAAUGUGUUUCACGAAGUCACGACUCUAUAUGCAUUUGAGUUGGAAGCGAUUUAAAGCACACAAAAAA
Molecule: messenger RNA, 378 nt
Organism: Phytomonas sp. EM1
Lineage: Eukaryota; Euglenozoa; Kinetoplastea; Trypanosomatida; Trypanosomatidae
Source: the annotation of a GenBank genome assembly